AUGCCUUCUCGUAGAGCUAACACCGGGAAUUUGAAUGCUAGGAAUGCAAACGCAGAUCUUUCAGUCCCAAAUCAAGAAGUUUCGAAUGCAGAGUUCCGGAACGCCAUUCAGGUAUUGGCUCAGAGUGUGACCAACCAGAACAAUCAGUGGGUUCCAAUCCCGGCAGAGAACAGGGGUACAGAUGCAGCUCCUAUCACUUCAGAUUGCUUUAGUGAGACCUUUUUGGACAGGCUCUUCCCAAGAGAAUUAAGAGAGGCAAAAGCUCAAGAAUUUAUGAACUUAAGGCAAGGUAGCAUGAUAGUCCAAGAGUAUAGGCUUAAUUUUACCCAACUCUCUAGGUAUGCUCCUCACAUGGUUUCUGAUUCAAGGGUCCAAAUGAAUAAGUUUUUAUAUGGAGUGUCAGACUUUGUGAAGACAGAGUGUAGAAAUGCCAUGUUACUUGAAGAUAUGAGCAUCUCUAGGCUCAUAACUCACACUCAGCAGGUUGAGGGUGAUAAGCUUAGGGAACAAGCCACAGAGAAUAAGAAGGCUAGGAACAACAACUAUGACUAUUCUCAAUAG
Molecule: messenger RNA, 561 nt
Organism: Solanum verrucosum
Lineage: Eukaryota; Viridiplantae; Streptophyta; Magnoliopsida; Solanales; Solanaceae
Exons: 2
Coding region: 1-561 (186 amino acids)
Source: RefSeq, a predicted model, not a curated record